AUCUACAGUGGCUAAACACUGAAGGUCCUAUUUCUCUUCACAAAGACCUUUGUGGAAAAGUUGUGGUGUUGGAUUUCUUUACUUACUGCUGCAUCAAUUGCUUGCACCUGCUGCCUGAUCUCCAUGCGUUAGAGCACCAGUACUCUGAUAAAGAUGGUCUUAUUAUUGUUGGUGUCCAUUCAGCGAAAUUCCCAAACGAAAAAGUUCUGGAUAACAUUAAAAGUGCCAUUCUGAGGUAUAAUAUUGUCCACCCUGUAGUAAAUGAUGCAGAUGCAACACUGUGGCAUGAACUAGAAGUGUCCUGCUGGCCAACUCUGGUCAUUCUUGGUCCUCGUGGAAAUAUGCUGUUUUCACUUGUUGGAGAGGGACACAGAGAGAAGUUGUUUUUAUUUACUUCUAUAACACUGAAAUUCUACAAGGAGAGAGGACAAAUCAAAGAUAACAACAUUGGAAUAAAGCUAUACAGAGACUCCCUUCCACCUUCUCCUCUGCUGUUUCCUGGCAAAGUGACCGUAGAUAAUUCAGGAGAGAGGCUGGUAAUAGCAGACACUGGACAUCAUAGGAUUUUGGUUACUCAAAAAAAUGGACAAAUUCUACACACUAUAGGAGGUCCAAACAGUGGAAGGAGAGAUGGAAGAUUUUCAGAGGCAGCUUUCAACUCACCACAAGGGAUCGCUAUAAAAAAUAAUGUUAUUUAUGUAGCUGAUACAGAAAAUCACCUAAUUAGAAAGAUUGACCUGGAAUUAGAGAUGGUGAGCACUGUAGCAGGCAUUGGAAUACAAGGUGUUGAUAAGGAAGGUGGAGCAAAAGGAGAAGAACAGCCUAUCAGCUCUCCAUGGGAUGUCAUCUUCGGAAAUUCAAUUUCAGGGACUCAGGAAGACGAUGUUUUAUGGAUAGCAAUGGCAGGCACUCAUCAGGUAUGGGCACUGAUGUUGGAAGGUGGAAAACUACCAAAGGGAAGUGAUUUAAAGAAAGGAGUCUGCCUUCGAUUUGCUGGGAGUGGAAAUGAAGAGAACAGAAACAAUGCAUACCCACAUAAGGCAGGCUUUGCACAGCCUUCAGGUCUCUCUCUGGCUUCCGAGGAACCAUGGAACUGCCUUUUUGUAGCGGAUAGCGAGAGCAGCACUGUGCGAACCAUCUCUCUGAAAGACGGAGCAGUGAAGCACGUUGUAGGAGGAGAGAGAGAUCCAUUGAAUUUGUUUGCCUUUGGUGAUGUGGAUGGAGCGGGCAUAAAUGCAAAGCUGCAGCAUCCCUUAGGAGUAACAUGGGACAAGAAAAGAAAACUGCUCUAUGUGGCAGAUUCCUAUAAUCAUAAGAUUAAGGUUGUAGAUCCCAAGAUGAAGAACUGUGCUACCCUGGCAGGCACAGGAGAAGCCAGUAAUGUUAUUGGUUCCAGCUUUACACAAUCAACUUUUAAUGAACCAGGAGGUCUGUGUGUUGAAGAAAAUGGUCGCUUGAUGUAUGUUGCAGACACAAAUAAUCAUCAGAUUAAAGUGCUGGAUUUGGAAACAAAAAUUCUUUCCAUGUUGCCUAUCCUGAAUCCAGAAACAUGCGACGUUCCAGAUAACCUGCCUGUGCAAAAGGAUAAAACAAUAAACCUUCCAAAACUGCCUAAAUCUGCACCAAAUGUUCAGCUUCCUUCACUAACUGUAGCUCCUGGCGAGACAAUUCAGUUUUUAUUAAAGUUGACUCUUCCUCCAGAUUCAAAACUGAACGAAGAAGCACCCAAUUCCUGGUUUAUCACAGCAGAAGAUAAUACCUGGUUGCUUCAAGGACAGUGUCUGUCUGGAGAAAUAAAGGAUGUUUCAUGUCAAACUAUCAUUCCCUUUCAGUUACCCAGGAGCUGUCUGUCCACUGAAGCUAUCCUGGCUGUCAAAGCAUGCCUCUACUAUUGCAGCAAAGGUAGCAGUGCCUGUAUGAUGAAAGGAAUCUCAUUCAGUCAGCCUCUGCAGAUAGCUAGCACAAACCAAGGCAGCUCGACUCAAGUUGAACUGAUACAUGCGUUUUUAACUAACUAA
Molecule: messenger RNA, 2018 nt
Organism: Balearica regulorum gibbericeps (East African grey crowned-crane)
Lineage: Eukaryota; Metazoa; Chordata; Aves; Gruiformes; Gruidae
Source: RefSeq, a predicted model, not a curated record